Oncorhynchus gorbuscha (pink salmon) is the source of this 1819-nucleotide messenger RNA. Its product is annotated as COP9 signalosome complex subunit 2-like. Lineage: Eukaryota; Metazoa; Chordata; Actinopteri; Salmoniformes; Salmonidae. The coding region runs from base 103 to 1494 and encodes 463 amino acids. Gene Ontology annotation, biological process: protein deneddylation. The transcript has 13 exons. The record is from RefSeq and is a predicted model, not a curated record. Gene Ontology annotation, cellular component: COP9 signalosome.
GGCAUUCACGGCGGAUGACGUAGAGGCGCUUAGUAUCUUUGCUGCGACGGUCUGCUGCCACUAACAAGGUUGCUAUCGAUCUUAGCUAGCUUCGUAGUAAAGAUGUCUGAUAUGGAAGAUGACUUCAUGUGCGAUGACGAAGAGGAUUAUGAUCUGGUAAACUCCUCAGAAGAAUACUCAGAGGACAGCAACUCUGAGCCCAAUGUUGAUUUAGAGAAUCAAUACUACAAUUCAAAGGCUCUGAAGGAGGAUGACCCCAAAGCAGCUCUCAUCAGCUUCCAGAAGGUCUUAGAGCUGGAGGGUGAGAAAGGAGAAUGGGGUUUCAAGGCCUUAAAACAGAUGAUUAAGAUUAACUUCAAACUGACAAAUUUCCCUGAAAUGAUGAACAGGUACAAGCAGCUGUUGACAUACAUCCGGAGUGCAGUUACAAGAAACUAUUCUGAAAAAUCCAUCAAUUCCAUCCUUGAUUAUAUCUCAACGUCAAAGCAGAUGGACUUGCUGCAAGAGUUUUAUGAAACAACGUUGGAUGCAUUAAAGGAUGCCAAAAACGACAGGCUUUGGUUUAAAACCAACACUAAACUUGGGAAGUUGUACCUGGAGAGAGAAGAAUAUGGUAAGCUUCAGAAGAUCCUGAGGCAGCUGCACCAGUCCUGUCAGGUGAAGAAACACUCCUCAUCAAUGCAAUCAGAGGUUUUCACAGAGACGGAUGACGGUGAGGAUGAUCUGAAGAAAGGCACCCAGCUCUUGGAGAUCUAUGCUCUGGAGAUCCAGAUGUAUACUGCCCAGAAGAACAACAAGAAGCUGAAGGCGCUGUAUGAACAGUCUCUACACAUCAAGUCUGCCAUCCCUCACCCUCUCAUCAUGGGAGUCAUCAGAGAGUGUGGAGGUAAAAUGCAUUUGAGAGAAGGGGAGUUUGAGAAGGCUCACACAGACUUCUUCGAGGCGUUUAAGAACUACGAUGAAUCGGGGAGUCCUCGACGGACCACCUGUCUGAAAUACCUGGUGUUGGCCAACAUGCUGAUGAAGUCUGGAAUCAACCCCUUUGACUCACAGGAGGCUAAACCUUAUAAAAAUGAUCCAGACAUUCUUGCAAUGACUAACUUGGUCAGUUCCUACCAGAACAAUGACAUCACAGAGUUUGAGAAGAUCCUGAAGACCAAUCACAGUAACAUAAUGGAUGAUCCAUUCAUAAGAGAACACAUAGAAGAGUUAUUACGAAAUAUAAGGACGCAAGUGCUUAUCAAAUUAAUCAAGCCUUACACGAGAAUACACAUACCUUUUAUUUCCAAGGAGUUAAACAUCUAUGUCUGUGACGUGGAAAGCCUCCUAGUUCAAUGCAUUCUAGACGGCACGAUCAACGGCCGCAUCGACCAGGUCAACCAACUGUUGGAGUUGGAUCACCAGAAGAGGAACGGAGCCCGAUACAUGGCUUUAGAUAAAUGGACGAAUCAGCUCAAUACUCUCAACCAGGCCAUCGUCAGCAAACUGGCCUAAUCAGUAGUGUAACUGAAAAAGCUACUAAUUCGAUGUUGAGGAGCAGAGGAGGAGGAGGAGGAGGGCGGGGGUGUAUAUCAACAUGAGUAGUGAGUUAACCCAAUUCGCCUCAUUUACAGUAGCAGUAAGCUUCCUUUUCAAGAUGACAGUAAUAGACUGAUGAUCUCCACAGCUUCCAAUAUCUAACUUACAGUCACUGCCUGUGAUGUAACAGAUUAUUUAAAGGUAGAAGUCAGAGGUGCCAGUUGCCCAGCUUGUGUUUCUUGGCCUGGGUCCACUCUACUGGUCACAGAUUCAUAGUCCUGAACUAAGGAGCAAGCUCAAU